Molecule: messenger RNA, 576 nt
Organism: Juglans regia (Persian walnut)
Lineage: Eukaryota; Viridiplantae; Streptophyta; Magnoliopsida; Fagales; Juglandaceae
Exons: 3
Coding region: 1-576 (191 amino acids)
Source: RefSeq, a predicted model, not a curated record
AUGUGGGAGAAGACAUUUGGGAAAGUGUAUGUACGGCCAGAACGUGUGUUUCAAGUGCAGGAAGACAAACCAUCUAACCUGGGACUACCCAAUAAAGUGACCCGGGGAACCAGGAAGGAGCGGAUGACAGCUAUGGCAAGAGUAUAUUCCUUCACCCCUGUUGAUGUUGAAGCAUCAAACGAUGUAGUCACAAGCACAUUAUCGUUGUUUUCACAUCAUGCCUCCAUUUUAUUCGAUUCUAGAGCUACUCAUUCUUUCAUUUCAAAUCAUUAUGCACCUUUGGCUGAGAAGAUACCUGAACCACUAGAACCUAGUAUGUUUGUUGCUAUGCCCUCAAGAGAACUUAUCAUUUGUGAUUCUGUGCUAAUUGGAUGUUCGAUAGAGAUUCAAGGGAGAAUUCUACUUGCGAACUUAAUCAUAUUUAAUUUGUCUGGAUUUGACAUGAUUCUGGGAAUGGACUGGUUAUCCUGGAACCAUGCCUGUGUGGAUUGCUUUAAUAAGAGGAAAUCUGAGGAUUACAAGCUAGAUGGUUAUGGGGAAAUUCCAGGUUUGAGAUUUUGCAGACUUUGUGAUUGA